UUCCCGUCUGUUCUGUCUAUUCAAAAUGGCCGUCAAAAAAAUCCGGAGAUAAAGUGGUUGUUUGGCCUUUUAUAAUUACGUUAAUUGCAAACGGGAUCAUUAUUAAAGCGUAUUUAAUAUAUGUUAUUUAUGUAUAUAAACAUGUAUAUAACUGAUCCGAAGGACAAAUAAUGAGGAAUUAACAAUAUCUAAAGCAGGAACUACCGUGCAUUGGAAGGUUGAUUGUAAACAAAUCUUUUCGACAUACGUAACAUAGCAAUCACGGAUUCGAUCAUCGGUUUGGAAGAGUCAGGUGGAAGUGUGAAACUAUGGCAGAAGAAAAUGAUAUUAUCGGCAGCGCAUCUGAAUUUAUUAAAGAUCGACUGUACUUUGCUACUCUGAGAGUGAAACCCAAAUCAACAGCGCACACACAUUAUUUCUGUGUGGAUGAUGAACUGGUUUAUGAAAAUUUCUAUGCAGAUUUUGGGCCAUUAAACUUGGCCUUGUUGUACAGAUACUGUUGCAAAGUAAACAAGAAAUUGAAGUCUUUUUCACUUGCGAAGAAGAAAAUAGUACAUUAUACAAGUUUCGAUGCUAGAAAACGAGCCAAUGCAGCAUUUCUGGUAGCAUCAUAUGCUAUUAUAUAUUUGAAAAAAACACCAGAAGAAGCCUACAGACCACUGGUUGCUGGUUCAAACCCACCGUAUCUUCCAUUCAGGGAUGCCUCGUUUGGAGCAUGUUCGUACAAUCUCACAUUGCUUGACUGUCUGCAUGGCCUAAAUAAGGCUUUGGCAAAUGGGUUUUUCAACUUUGAGAAGUUUGAUGUUGAUGAGUAUGAACACUAUGAGAAAGUAGACAAUGGUGACUUCAACUGGAUUUUGCCUGGCAAAUUUUUAGCAUUUUGUGGGCCUCACCCUAAGUCAAAGAUAGAAAACGGUUAUCCUCUUCAUGCCCCGGAAGCUUACUUUCCGUACUUUCGAAAGCAUAAUGUCACAACCAUUAUACGACUCAACAAGAAGAUCUAUGAUGCUAGAAGAUUUACUGAUGCUGGAUUUGAUUUUUAUGACCUGUUUUUCAUUGAUGGUAGUGUUCCCAGUGACAACAUCGUUCGGCAGUUUCUUGAAAUUGCUGAGAAUGCAGAAGGGGGGAUAGCAAUUCACUGUAAAGCUGGUCUAGGGAGGACAGGGACAUUGAUAUGUUGUUAUUUGAUGAAGCAUUAUAAGUUCACAGCAGCUGAAUCUAUCGCAUGGAACAGAAUAUCACGGCCGGGCUCUGUCAUAGGGCCUCAGCAGAACUUCCUAGAAGACAAACAAGCCUGGCUGUGGAUGCAAGGUGAUUUACAUCGUGCCAAGCAGAAAGACUGGGCAAAGGAGCGGCCAUGCGUGUCGAAGAUUCUCACUGGUGUAGAUGACAUGCGCAUCCAGGAUGCCCUGGACAACAGCAGCUACAAGUACAAAUACACUGAUGAGGACAACCUCUAUUCUGGUCCCGUUACAAGGAGCAGUGGUGUUGAAACUCAGGGAGAUAAGCUUAAUCAGAUGAAGUUACUACGGAAACAUCCCCGGUCUGCUACCACGGGAACACUAGGUGUUGAUGAUGUCAAGAUUCACAAACGUUCAACCACGCAAUCUCAUCGGAUGUCCGGAUCGAAAAGUGCACAAGGGGUGAUGUCUCCGCUAAAAACGUCCAAAGUGUCCACAUCCGUCCUUGCUAACAACCAUGCUAAUGCCAACGCCAAGCGGAGUAUUCGUCUUUCAUCGGGAUCUUCCUCCACUAGCAAAAGAAAGCAGCAGAUGUACAGCUUGAGGAGAAGCGUACAUCCUAGCUCGACUAGGCGUAGCCUUGACUUAUAUUCAGACUACGCUGACUCUAAGACAAAGGAUUAUAAAAGCAACCUGUUUACUAGUUCUGCGGAUAUAUAUAAAACAUCACCUGAAUACGUCUCGGCCUGGCCAAACAAAUAUCUCUUACGAUCCAACAAUACAGUCAAUCCCUCCUCGCAGUACUACUAAGAAUUCUAAUCUGCGAUGACACUCGUUUCCAUGGAAACAGAAUACGACUGUGCUGUGAGCUGUAAAUAUGGUUGGCAGUCAUCAAGGACUAAUAUUUCCUGACACUUCAGAUAGCUUGCUAGAUAUUGUGAAAUCAAUUCUAGUAUGACUGCUCAGUUCAGCCAUGUUAUACAUAUAUUUAAAUAUGUGCUUGAACCUGGCAAAAUGUUAAUAGAAAACCCCCAAAGAUGAAAUAUUAACACUAUUUUAUGUAUAAAAAGUAGUUUGUAUAUGUGUAGAUAAAGUGAUGCUUUCUAUGCAGAAUGGUCACAUUUUUAUAUAUACAUAUAUCUAUAUAUAGCAACUGAAAGCAGCUUUUAUUGCAUCAGUGACAAUAUAUCAUGGUGUGUUUUAAACUAUGUAGAAUUUUACAUUAAUUGGUUGUUUUUGUUAUAGCUGUUUGUCAAAAUAUUUGGGUAUAUUGUAUUGAGCAUCCCUAUCUAUUUGUACAUAUGUCUUUUAAUGAAUAAUGGUAUGCUAAAAGUGAUGUUUAAAUUACAUUUUUUAUUUUUGUUUUUAUCUAUUCAUCAGACUUGUUAAUUAUUGGAAUUAUAAUUUUCUAUGCAUUAUUAUACAUGCAAAUAAUAAGAUGAAUUCAUGGAGAAUAUUUCAUGCUUUCUGUCAAGUAUGAUUUGUGUCUCAAUGAAUGACAUUUGCAUGUUCCAGUGCUAGCACAACAUAUGUCAUAAGAAAUGGCAGACAUCUUGAGAUGAGAUUUCAAUAUUAUUUGACUGAAAAGAUUAAAAAAAAUUAUUAUACAAAUUUCAUCCACUUAUCUUUAUUCUCAAAAACCUACCACAAGUUCACUAAUGCCACUGAGCAAAUAACUGAACCAACCAGUGACAACAUUUUGGUAAAUGACUUCAUCUAGUGACAUCACUAAAAAACCUCUAGGGACUAUAUUUAGUCUACUUAAUAGGAUAUGAUAUUUCUCAAAUAUAUCGCAUCUUGAAGAUUAAGGCUAGGCCAGUUGGUGAUUUUCCUUUCUACCCUUAGAAGAGUUCAGUGUUGAUAUGAAGAAGACAUGAUUUUAUUUUAUUUAUUUAUUUUUAAUAAAUUGUAAAAUAUUGAAAUAAUGAACCAAAACCAAAUUCUCUUUAUUAUUAGCAUUGUUUAUAUUAUUAGCAUUGUUUACAGUUUAAAGUCUGUGAAAAAAAUAAUUAUGAUUUCUGAAGUCAUCAGUUAUGUAAGUGCAAGAUUACUGUCUUGUAAAGACUUUGGUUUUUAGUGUUGACUCCAUUUUAUUGUGAGACAGGCAGAAGAAAUUAAAAUUAUAGCCUGUUUUUCUGCAUCAAAAAAUUAUUUGUUUUAAUGUUUUUACAAAAAUCCAGCUAAGAAAAGAUCAUUGUUCAAUCGAGUUCAUUACGGUUGGGUAGAUUUGUCCAAAAAAAUGAAAUCAUUUUGUUUAAUUCAUCUGAUUGUAUGACUUCAAAAUAUUUUUGAAUUCAUAAAUGUGCAGAUUAUUAUUUGUGUUUUUCAACCUGUCUUCCACAUUAAACAGCCCAGGUAAAGAAUACAUUUCAGGUUUGAACACCCAGCUGAUUAGCAUUUGCUCAACUAUAAUGCAGAACCACUAUAGCCAUCCAGCUUUCGAUUUAUAAUAUUGAAACAAAUUUAUUUUGAAUGUCUGGGUGUUUUUUGUUUUCAGAAUGAUUUCACCCAUUAUAAUAUUUGUUUUAUUUUGUGACUUGUGAAAUCGCCUGUCGGACAGAUUGGGUUGACAGUUUGAAUGGAUUGUUGAUAUUAUUUCAAACCUACCAUGCCUCUUAUAUCAUUUUGUGUUGCCAUGUGGGUACCUUUGACAUGGUAAGUAAAUCUGAUUCAGUGAGGUUAUACGGUGAAAGAAUAAGACAUUAAAAGGAACAAAAUAAGAUGAAACCUUUCUGCAGCUGGUAGUAAUUGCUGGUUAUUGGCUAAAACAAAAACUUUCAUCAUUGUGUAAUUCAGUAUCAAUAGAACAGCUUGGAAUGACAUUACUAAAGAACUGUUUUAAUAGGAGGUAUUCUGUUUCCAUUGACAGGUUGUUUGGGUACGAGUAUAAUUGAUUGUUGGAUACCUCAGUUGUGUGUUAUAAAAGGCGAGAAAGGAAAUGAGUAUAACAUGAGCCGUUACCUAAUAAUGUGGUACAUGUAUCUCUAAACCAGUGUAAUUCAAUCUCCAUCUUCUCAGUGAGCUGAUUUUAAAACAUUUCUACUGGUUCAUUCAAAACUUGUUUUCACAGAGUAUUAAAAAUCUGCUUAUCCAUUUAGAAAAUAGUGGGGACAAGAUGCUUAUCCAUUUAGAAAAUAGUGGGGACAAGAUGCUUAUCCAGUUAGAAAAUAGUGGGGACAAGAUGCUUAUCCAGUUAGAAAAUAGUGGAGACAAGAAGUUGAAAAGGUGAUAUCGUAUCGUAAAACCCUGCAAUUUAGAAAAAAAGGACAAAACCAAAAAAAAAAGCAAGCAAACCCCACCCCAAAAUAACCAUUGGUUACCAAAAUACUUCUGCAAAACUAGUUUUCUUAAAUAUUAUUAUUUGUUGAUGUGGUUUAGUUCUUUCAUGUUACAAAGGAAGAUGCUGCAUGUAGAAGUCUGGUUUCAUUAUUCAAAGAUGAGAGGUUGAGAUGGCAUAUAUAUAUAUAUAUAUUUUUUUUUAGCUUUGCUAUGACAUUUAUUUGUAAGUGGAGCAAUUUUGUCCGGUGUUCAUUCAUCCAUCCGUCAACUUUUCCUUUGAAAUCUGUCUUCUGCAGUUUUAAUUGCAUUAUUCUGAAACAUGGUACAAUAAGUGUUCACAAACUAAUAGAGAGGUAUUUUGGAAGUUUUUAAUUUAUGAUUUUUUAAAUUAAAUUUAAACAUUUUAAAUAGAAAUUUAUCAUCUAUCUUCUCGUAGAGUUUUGAUUGCAUAGUUCUUAAACUUCGUAUAAGUAUUCUCAAACUAGUAAAGAGAUAUUUGAAAAAUCGUGAAUUCUUGAAUUUUUAUUAAAUAUGUUUGAAAUUUAAAUUGAAAAUUGAGUUUUGAUCAGAUAGCUUUAAAACUUGGCACUAUGAUUCUCUAGAUGAAACUUCACAAACUACUAGAUGUUUAUGAUAGUACAUUUUGAAUUUGUGAAUUUUUAUUAUAUUUUAAAUGGGAAAUUUAACAUUGAAAAUGUAAAAGUAUAUUCUUUUAGAGUUUUGAUUGGAUAGUUCUGAAAUUUAGUAUAAGUAUUCUCAGGGG
Gigantopelta aegis is the source of this 5223-nucleotide messenger RNA. RefSeq names its product dual specificity protein phosphatase CDC14A-like. Gene Ontology annotation, molecular function: protein tyrosine/serine/threonine phosphatase activity; protein serine/threonine phosphatase activity. Lineage: Eukaryota; Metazoa; Mollusca; Gastropoda; Neomphalida; Peltospiridae. Gene Ontology annotation, cellular component: spindle pole; mitotic spindle; centrosome. The transcript has 16 exons. The record is from RefSeq and is a predicted model, not a curated record. The coding region runs from base 309 to 1991 and encodes 560 amino acids. Gene Ontology annotation, biological process: cilium assembly; microtubule cytoskeleton organization; protein dephosphorylation.